Arachis stenosperma is the source of this 723-nucleotide messenger RNA. RefSeq lists its product as uncharacterized. The record is from RefSeq and is a predicted model, not a curated record. Lineage: Eukaryota; Viridiplantae; Streptophyta; Magnoliopsida; Fabales; Fabaceae. Gene Ontology annotation, biological process: regulation of DNA-templated transcription. The transcript has 3 exons. The coding region runs from base 1 to 723 and encodes 240 amino acids.
AUGGACCACACGGGGCAAAUAGAGUCGCAGGAUGCAGAUAACGGGUUGAACGGUGAAAACGUUUUGGUAGAGGAAGCAGAAGCGAUGGAUUCGUCCGCUGCAAAUGCGGACAUAGAUCAAGAAGCAGCAGUGAGCAUUGUUGAUUGGAUAGGGUCAUUUGGCGCAAUUGAAUUUUCUGCCCUGAUUGAAUACAAUCACAUCAAGGGAUUCUCGGUCAGGAGGUCCAAAGUGGGUCGCAGAACAAAGCAGGGGGCAGAGGACGAAAUCAUUUGGCAUAUAUUCGUGUACUCGAGAGAAGGAGAGCGAGAUGGGAAACACAUGCAGCGGGGAGACAGGAAGAUGGAUCCUCGACCGAUCACACGGUGCGGGUGUGAAGUCCAGAUUACAGUGCACGUUGACGAUACUAAGAAGCAAAGGCGGGCUGGAGCGACAGAUGCUGAGGCCGCGUUGAAGUUUUUGGGAAUUUUAAGGACCACUGAUUGUGGAAUGUUCUGGAAGUACUCACUGGAUGGUGACAAGAGGCUGGAAAAUCUCUUCUGGUGGGAUGGUACAAGUCGUUAUGACUACAUCGUGUUCGGGGAUGUCCUAGAUUUUGAUGCAACAUAUGGUCGUAACAAAUACAAGUGCCAUUUGGUAAUAUUCUCAGGGGUGGACCACCAUAUGAGGACGGUGGUGUUCGGUUGCGCCAUCUUGAGCAACGAGAGUGAAGGAAGAUAUGUGUGA